AUGUGGUUCGCCGGCGGAGGAGGACUGAGGAAGCUCGGAAGAUUCACGGCGGUUUUCGAGAAUGAGAUGAGUUGUAAUUCUUUGUUUGUGAGAUACAUGUCGAGAGAACGAGCAGUAAACGUCCGGAAGAUAAACCCUAAAGUUCCGAUCCAAGAAGCUUACGCCAUUUCCAAUUCUCUCUACGAUCUCUUUAAGCAACAUGGCCCUCUUUCCGUUCCCAACACUUGGCUCCGUGCUCAGGAAGCUGGGGUUAGUGGAAUAAACAGUAAGACUCACAUGAAGCUAUUGCUGAAAUGGAUGAGAGGGAGGAAGAUGCUUAAGUUAAUCUGCAACCAAGUUGGUUCUUCCAAAAAGUUUUUUCACAUCUGUUUCCCUGAUGAUCCUCAACAAGAUGCACCGGUUGCUGCGACUGUGACUGCGAGUGCAACUGAGAACAAGAAACAACCAUCUUCCAAGAGAAGAAGCAAAUAA
This is a messenger RNA of Arabis nemorensis, 471 nucleotides long. NCBI's taxonomy places the organism in Eukaryota, Viridiplantae, Streptophyta, Magnoliopsida, Brassicales, Brassicaceae. The record is from the annotation of a GenBank genome assembly.